AUGAUGGCCGUUAGGUCGCCCGUGCCUGUACUAUCGUAUCGCGACACUUCCAGUCCAUACGCUGGGUCGGACCCGAUGUCUUUCGAACGUCCUUCGCCCCCUAGUACGAGGAAUUCAAUCUACUCAACAGUUUCGGAUUCAAAGACAAUCGCUGAACCGGAGUCUGUUCCUGCGAUCACUGCCCCUACACCAUCAGAUAACAAUAAAGCGGAGUUGGAGGACGAUCAUAAUGGGUCCACCAUAACAACACCAGACCAGGGUUCGGUGCCAAGGUCAUCACCAUCGAAGUUGACGAUUAAAACUACAUAUGCGCAUCUUCCAGGUCCUAAUACAAGAUCUGACGAUGAUGAACCCCCACAAUCCGUUAUACAUGCUCCGUCGGGUUUCCGAGAUUUUACCCAAGCGCAUGCGCAACCGUCCGUUGAAGAGUCAUGCGAGGAAGAUGACUCUUCUCCCGAUUCCGAGCAUGCGCAGGUGUUGCUUGUCCCUAAUAAAUCAAAGAAGGUAUAUUUACAACAUUCUUUUAAUUCCUCCGUGUCAAGUCCUAUAUCCCCACCGCCCAUAACGACCACUAUACCACCUCAGGCUCCCAAGGACUGGUCAGACAGAGCAACCCCUCAGGCGCAGACAAGACAAGACUUUGAGGAAACAGAACGACGCUCGCGGUCCGUUAGUAGCUUAGAAGGUAUCCCAGAAGGUACACAAAACCAAGCGAUGGACAAUCAGAAUUAUAGAGUAGGCACUGACAUUCAAAUAGGAGCCUUCUCUAGCCAGGACAUCGAAAUCAGUGCUUUGCGAACCGCCCUGGCUGAAUGCUGGACCCUAUGUAAUACGCUGGCUAGUUUAAGUUAUAUUAAUCGAGAGCGACUUUUGAGAACCCCCGAGGAUGGAAUGCAGGAGGAUGCAUGGAGGUCAUGUUGGCGACUUUGUCAAAAGUUAUAUGCUACGCAAGAUGAUGAUUUUGCCCUACAAGUCAACCCCACGCUCGACCUUUGCCGGGACUUCUGCCAGGCUCUCUUCGAGGUCCGAGUUUGCGACAGCGACUUGACGGACUCGGUUCUCAGAGUCAGCUUUGAACUUAACAAUCAUCUCUAUAACACUCAUGAUCGCAAUCUUCCCGACGCGUUUCGUGAGCGCACGCUCGACUUUUACAUCACUCUCUGUCACCGCCUCAUGAAGCAGCGCACCCGUCUCACCGCGACCGAUUCGCUGCUCAGUGCAUGUUGGACCUUAGCGGAGAUGCUUUUCAGCAUCCGGCAAAGUAAGCGAGAACGGAAAGAAUUGGAUGAGGAGCUCCUGGGAUCUGCAGUCCAGGCCUGUUGGGAACUCUGUGAUAUCUUCCGCGAGGGCUGGACCCUACAAAGUAUGCGCAACUCUGAUCGUGGCACGCCACGACCAAGCCAGACAACGUUCGCCCACGCUUUUCAACAAGCGACUACUUACUCUGAGGUUGACUUUGUGGAUGAUUCCGGGCAGCUUUGGAAUCCAGAGACUCCAACUACUAUUUUCGAAGACACAGCAACGGUGUCCCCGGAUGAAGCACCGGUCCCGAACAUACUUGUUCUUGGACAUGGUAAUGGUCACGGUCACAGUCACAGUUCACAUCCGAAGUGGCCAUCGAGUGCUUCGAGUAUCUCGGAACAGUCUCGCUCUUCUGGACAUACAGCGUCGUCGGCUAAUACUGUGACAACUGUAUCCGAAGAUCCGAACUUUACUCGAUUGAAGAUAUUAAUCACCAAGGCCGCUGUCAACAGUGGGUACCAACGGGCUAGCAAUCAAGUCCUAUCUUCUUUUGUGAAGUCUUUACCUGCAGAUGCAUUUGGUUCAGCACCGUGGCAGGUUUCCCUAUUCAAGUAUUAUCGAAAGUUAGUUGCGUUUGAUCCGGCCUUUCGCAGUGUUGGCUCUCAGGCUCGGGUGAGUGCGAUUGAAGUGGCCCGGGCGUGUCAAGCCAUGCUCCAGAGUGGGCAGUACUCUUGGCUUCGAGAUUUGUAUCGUCUCGUGUUUGGAUUUCAGAUAGAGGAUGCAAUGGGACGGAAGGGGGUCAUCAUUCAAACAUGA
Penicillium malachiteum is the source of this 2058-nucleotide messenger RNA. RefSeq lists its product as uncharacterized. Bases 1 to 2058 code for a protein of 685 amino acids. The record is from RefSeq and is a predicted model, not a curated record. The transcript has 6 exons. Lineage: Eukaryota; Fungi; Ascomycota; Eurotiomycetes; Eurotiales; Aspergillaceae.